AUGGCCCAGGAUGCUUUGGAAACCCUCCAGCGGAUAGUCUGGCAAGCGCGUAUACCGUUGGAGAUCAGGCUGGCGGCUUCGGAGUGUCGCUCCUUCAAUGAAGCUGAUGCGUAUCUGAUCGCCUAUCCACGUCUGUCCUAUCUUCCCUUGCUGCUUCCAAAGUUGCAUGCCUUCUUCUCAACCUCGCUGAUUGCCGAUCCGGAGACGGUCUCCCCUUAUACCGGCUAUUUUACUUACGACGGUGUUCCCUUGAAAUGGCAUCUGCCGGUGGGAUUGCUCUAUGACAUCUAUGUCUUGUCCACUCGGGAUGCCGGUGCAGACAACGCGGCUCCGACCUCGUUGCCGUUCAGACUGACCUUGCAUUUCGCGCCUGACCCCGAGAAGCCAACCAUGGCUGCCACGCCGGUCGUUUUGCACGACUCCUUCAUCAACUCGGUGAAGGAGGCGGACUUUUUGAGAUCAGGCACGGCAAAGCCCAUCAUGACACUGGGGGCGCAGGAAAGCAGGGCUCUGUGGUCUUCUACACAGGACAACGACUUGCCCACUUUUGCCAAAAUCCACGCCGGUCUGAUGCCGUCGCCCGGGCAAUUGAGGAACAUCCCUCUACGAGUCUAUCUCCCGUCUCCGCCAGACCAGGACCCGAGCAAGGCACAGAUCAAAGUGUUACAGUCACAUAUUGCCCCUACAGUGGCCAUUGCAACACAGAACUCUCCCGCGGCUUUACGUGGCGGUACUGGAGGAGGAGCAGGACCGGCCCAGGCCCAGACGCUAGGCACAGCCUUACAUCAGUUGGUUCCCAGCCUUUUCCCAUCUCGAAGAACCCCGAUUCUUGCUACACCGCUGUUGCAUGGGGCACCUGUCCCCAUGAGUGCGCAUCUGGAGGAACUGGUGCGAUGGGGUUGCUAUGCAGAUGGGUGGUUGUCGGUGGUGCUAGCCAUGCGCGGAUAA
Molecule: messenger RNA, 948 nt
Organism: Capronia epimyces CBS 606.96
Lineage: Eukaryota; Fungi; Ascomycota; Eurotiomycetes; Chaetothyriales; Herpotrichiellaceae
Exons: 2
Coding region: 1-948 (315 amino acids)
Biological process (GO): autophagy of mitochondrion; C-terminal protein lipidation; autophagosome assembly
Cellular component (GO): Atg12-Atg5-Atg16 complex; phagophore assembly site membrane; cytoplasm
Source: RefSeq, a predicted model, not a curated record